AUGGAUAUUUAUCAUGAUGAAUUGGAUGGUGCAAAUAAUUACGACAACCAAAUUAUUGAAGAAGAAAUGGAGCUUAGAAGAGGUCCAUGGACUCUUGAAGAAGACCUCGCUCUCAUGAAUUACAUCACCCAACACGGGGAAGGUCGAUGGAAUUCCCUUUCUCGAUCCGCAGGUCUAAAUAGAACUGGAAAGAGCUGUAGAUUGAGAUGGUUGAACUAUUUACGCCCAGAUGUACGACGUGGAAAUAUCACUCUUGAAGAACAGCUUUUGAUUCUUGAACUCCAUUCUCGAUGGGGAAAUCGGUGGUCGAAAAUUGCUCAACAUUUGCCUGGUAGAACUGAUAACGAGAUCAAGAACUACUGGAGAACACGAGUGCAGAAACACGCUAAACAGCUCAAAUGCGACGUGGACAGCAAGAGAUUCAAGGACACCAUGCGUUAUAUUUGGAUGCCAAGAUUAGUUGAGAGAAUUCAGGCAGCCGCUGCAGCCGAUGGUGCUUCCGCCACCACCACCCAAUACCAACUCAACAGCCAUAACAAUUCUAGUAUGGACAACAUGGCCUCAAGCCAAAAGAUUCUGCCAGUGCCACAGGCUGACAAUAGUAACAUGUUAGGCAACUACGGUGGCGACAUCCUGGUUAACGCAAACACCACCAGCUACACGGUGGAGAAUUCUAGCACAGCCGGCUCAUCGGACUCAUUUGGCACCCCAGUUUCAGACCUCACAGAUUGUUACAAUUAUCCAGUUAAUCAGAGCACGAAUCAAGAUUACUAUCCUGGUAAUCAGCUAGCCUAUGGAGAAACCUUAACCGGCCCUGCUGGUUACUUUAACCAAGGGUCAGAUUUCACAGUUAUGGAGCCAAACAAUCAAUGGAUGGACGAUGGUAACAUAUAUGACAAUUCGUGGAAUGUUGAUGACAUGUUCUUACAACAGCAAUUCAACAACCAUUUUUAUGGAAUAAAUUGA
This is a messenger RNA of Fraxinus pennsylvanica, 966 nucleotides long. The record is from the annotation of a GenBank genome assembly. Lineage: Eukaryota; Viridiplantae; Streptophyta; Magnoliopsida; Lamiales; Oleaceae.